AUGGGAGGGAGAGCUCUGGGCGGAAGGCUCCGGACCCCAGUGGCACCCGCCGUGCCCCGGCUCCGCCGCCGACCACCUGGGGCAGCCGGGCUGCGGGGAGCGGUGCGGUGCGGUGGUGGCUCCCCGAGGUGUCGGGGUCCGGCAGGGACACGGCCCGGGGCUGAGCCGGGACCAACCGCGGGGAAGAGCGCCGGACCCGGCACAACCAUGAGAGACGCCCCGGGUCCCGGGUACCUCGUGCAUCUCGCGUGGAUGUGCCUCUUCUCUGCCGUGCCGCACGGCGCGGCCAAGGUGUUGGAGAGGACCUUCGAGGAGUGGAUGCGGUACCGGGAUGAGUGCCUGCGGAGGAUGGCGAGCGAGCCCUACCCCGCAGGGCUUUUCUGCAACCGCACGUUUGACAUGUACGCCUGCUGGCCCGAUGGCAGCCCCGGCACCGCCGUCAACGUCUCCUGUCCCUUCUACCUGCCCUGGUUUGAGAAAGUGAAACACGGGUUGGUGAGCCGGCGCUGCGGUGCUGACGGGCAAUGGGUGAUGGUGAACGGCAGCCAGCCGUGGAGGGACUACUCACAGUGUGAGGAGGAGCUGGAGGAUGGCGCCGAGGAGGAAGGCGCCCGCAGGCUGAUGGUGAGCUUCAAAGUGCUGUACACCGUGGGCUACGCGCUGUCACUCCUCACCCUCAUCUCCGCUCUGCUCGUCCUCACCGUCUUCAGGAAGCUGCACUGCACCAGGAAUUACAUCCACGCCAACCUGUUCGCCUCCUUCGGGCUGCGGGCCACCUCGGUGAUGGUGAAGGACGCGCUGCUGGAGAGGCGCUGGGGCGCAGAGGUGCUGCAGGUGGCCGAUUGGCAGGCACUGCUCAGCCACGAGGCAGCACUGGGCUGUCGUGCAGCACAGGUGCUGAUGCAGUACUGCAUCCUGGCCAACCACUACUGGUUCCUGGUGGAGGCCGUCUACCUCUACAAGCUGCUGAUCGGUGCAGUCUUCUCUGAGAAGAAUUACUACCGGCUGUACCUGUACCUGGGCUGGGGGACCCCCGUGGUGUUUGUGGUGCCCUGGAUGGCCGCCAAGUACCUGAAAGAGAAUGCAGAGUGCUGGGCGCUGAACGAGAACAUGGCAUACUGGUGGAUCAUCCGCAUCCCCAUCCUGCUCGCCUCCAUGAUCAACCUGCUGAUCUUCAUGCGGAUCCUCAAGGUGAUCCUGGCCAAGCUGCGCGCCAACCAGAAGGGCUACGCUGACUACAAGCUGCGGCUGGCCAAAGCCACGCUGACACUCAUCCCCCUCUUUGGGAUCCACGAAGUCGUCUUCAUCUUUGCCACCGAUGAGCAAACCACGGGCAUCCUGCGCUACAUCAAGGUCUUCUUCACCCUCUUCCUCAACUCUUUCCAGGGGUUCCUGGUGGCUGUGCUGUACUGCUUUGCCAACAAGGAGGUGAAAUCAGAGAUGAAGAAGAAGUGGCAGCUGUGGAAGCUCGACCACCCCACGCUCUGCUGCACACAGUGA
Centrocercus urophasianus (Greater sage-grouse) is the source of this 1500-nucleotide messenger RNA. RefSeq names its product glucagon receptor-like. Lineage: Eukaryota; Metazoa; Chordata; Aves; Galliformes; Phasianidae. Gene Ontology annotation, cellular component: plasma membrane. The record is from RefSeq and is a predicted model, not a curated record. Gene Ontology annotation, molecular function: glucagon receptor activity; peptide hormone binding. Gene Ontology annotation, biological process: adenylate cyclase-modulating G protein-coupled receptor signaling pathway; cell surface receptor signaling pathway.